Panicum hallii is the source of this 767-nucleotide messenger RNA. Its product is annotated as ADP-ribosylation factor-like protein 2. The coding region runs from base 137 to 607 and encodes 156 amino acids. Gene Ontology annotation, cellular component: cytoplasm; microtubule cytoskeleton. NCBI's taxonomy places the organism in Eukaryota, Viridiplantae, Streptophyta, Magnoliopsida, Poales, Poaceae. The transcript has 5 exons. The record is from RefSeq and is a predicted model, not a curated record. Gene Ontology annotation, biological process: protein folding. Gene Ontology annotation, molecular function: GTP binding; GTPase activity.
GUGAGGGAGAAGUUGGCAUCACUCUGCUGGUCUGUCUGCUCUGCUUGCGGCGGCCUUGGACUCCCCUGUUCGGCCAGUCCUCUCCCCUGCCCGCCUCCGGUCCUCUCCUCUGUUCGGCCGCUUUCCCUCCGAGAUCAUGGGGCUACUCAGCAUCAUCAGGAAGAUCAAGCGCAAGGAGAAGGAGAUGCGCAUCCUCAUGGUGGGUCUGGACAACUCGGGGAAGACGACCAUCGUGCUCAAGAUCAACGGGGAGGACACCAGCGUCAUCAGCCCCACCCUCGGCUUCAACAUCAAGACCAUCAAGUACCACAAAUACUUGUUGAACAUAUGGGACGUUGGAGGACAGAAGACUAUCCGAUCUUAUUGGAGAAAUUACUUUGAGCAGACUGAUGGGCUAGUUUGGGUGGUUGAUAGUUCAGACGUACGAAGGCUUGAUGAUUGCCGUGCUGAACUCCACAAUCUCUUGAAAGAAGAGAGACUAGCCGGAGCUUCAUUGUUAGUUUUUGCAAAUAAACAAGACAUACAAGGAGCUCUAAAACCAGCUGAAAUUGCCAAGGAUUCGACCAUGCGGGACUGGAACAAUAUGGAAGAACAAUGCCAAGCCUAGAGUUCCAAAAUUAUCGAUGUUGGCGUCGGGAUAUGCUUGCCUUCUUUUAAUAAAUGCUUGUUUAUAAAGCGGAGAAACACAUGCGGUGAAGGGUAACAGGAACUGAUGGUAAUUAUAAAUCCGUCUCUUUUGUACAAGAUACUCGAAAAAUGGUUUGAAA